This is a messenger RNA of Amyelois transitella, 2708 nucleotides long. Its product is annotated as multiple coagulation factor deficiency protein 2 homolog. The record is from RefSeq and is a predicted model, not a curated record. The transcript is spliced from 7 exons. Bases 165 to 818 code for a protein of 217 amino acids. Gene Ontology annotation, molecular function: calcium ion binding. Lineage: Eukaryota; Metazoa; Arthropoda; Insecta; Lepidoptera; Pyralidae.
GUCACGAACCAAACGACUGACGUGUAAACUUGUUGGGAAUUUUUGUGGUUUUCUAAAACGUUUGCGAAACAUUUCGCUUACGUUUGUAUUAUCAAUACGAUAUAUUCGAUAAGCUAUUAUCGCUUAUGUCCACGUAGUGUGUCUAUAAUAACAGGUAAAAAAAUAUGUUGCGUUCAAUAUUACUCUUCGCCGCUGUACUGCAGUGCACAAUUUCUCAACAAUAUCAGCAGAAAGUAGCGCCAGGUGUCCCACCACAGAACUACCAGAAUUAUCAACCGCCGCCCCCACCUCCCCAGCCUGUACAUCAACAGCCCCCACAACAACAGUAUCAACAACAACAACAAUAUCAACCCCCACCGCAACAAUACCAGCCCCAACAACAAGUGCCCGUACAACAGGUGCCUGUACAACAACAGGCGCACGCGCAUCAUGGAGAUCCUCAACUCCUGAAUGUGGCCAACAUUAACCAGGAAAGAGAUCACAUACAAGAACACAUGGACGUGCCGAUUGACACUUCCAAAAUGUCGGAGCAAGAGUUGCAGUUUCAUUAUUUCAAAAUGCACGAUUCAGACAACAAUAACAAAUUGGACGGCUGCGAGUUGAUCAAGUCGCUCAUACAUUGGCAUGAACAAGGGCACAAACAGCAACCCCAAGGCGGACAAGCGCCUGUCGGCGAAAAGAUCUUCAAAGAUGACGAACUAGUCAACUUGAUCGAUCCAAUUUUAAACAUGGACGAUCACAAUCGAGACGGCUAUAUCGAUUAUCCGGAGUUCAUCCGCGCGCAACAGAAGAGCCAGAAACAAGAGGGCAAAGCGUAACUGACAUUCCGAUGACGUUUAAAAUGUCAAUGUCAAAUGUUGGCGCGAAAGUUGACGUUUCCGUGGCAGAAUUUUAAUUUUUUUUUAAACACAGCAAUGUCCGAAAGCUUGCUGCCAAAUAAAUUUACGGACAGAAAAUAUUGUAUUGGUAUGAAAAUGCAGUAUUAUAUAUUUUUUGUAAGUCUAAAACGUGUAGUUGACUUUCCUGAAUCAAAAUAAAAAAUGAAAAUUCUGCUACGGAAUUGCAAUUAACUAUACUUUCUUAUUUUCUCUUUACAUUCUUAGUUACAUCUAAAUUGUAAUAUCUAAAAAUGAACAUGCAAAGUCAAUAUAAAAAAGACAAUUCGCAAAAUCUGGAAUGUUGUUUGGUCACAAAUGUGGAUAGAAAAUUUAUGUACAUCAUCUUUGUAUUGCAAUGUACGGAAUUACUUUGUUAAAUAGUCGAUAUUACGCUAAAAAAGCGUAAAGGUGUACAUUCUAAUUUGUUUUUUUAAAUUUACUAGCAUUUAAAGACAAUUAUAGGUUGUAUGUAGAUUUGUUUUAAUUUUGGAUCUGUGAAGACGAAUUUAUUUUUACUAAAGUGCUUCCAUUUAAUUGUAUUUAUUUUCUCGAAUAUGAUUCAUUAUGUUUUUUAACUUCUAUAUUUAAUUUUAAGCGUUUCUCGAAAGGGCAUUUAGUAUUUUGCUUAUAUACAAUCUUCCAUUACUUAAUUUUUGCCAUUUUAAUAUUUAGUAAAAUUUAUUGACUAUCAUAAUGACUGAGACAGUACCAGAUGAGUAGGUACUAUGUAUGUAACUAAAAUAUUUUAAAGUUCUUGUAAAAAAAAAUAUACAACAUACUGUCUAUCGGCAAUUCUUUGAAAAAAAAAUUGAUAUAUAGUUGUUCCUUUUCUAAACUACUUUAUACGUUCCUAGUAUAAAUUAUUGAUUAUUUUUUCUAUUUCUUUUUUACUUUCUCACAUAAACUUGAUGAAGAAAAACAUUUGUGUAAUCAACUUGUAAAUAAACUGAACCAUUUUCUAUGUAUAUUUUGAAUCAUUGCUAAAUAUAGUUUAUCAUAAACUGUCAUUAUUCCAAUUUGGACUUGGUUGUCAAGUUUGAAGUACCUUAUUUGACAGCUCUUCAGCCAAUCAGGAUCAGGAUAAGGUAUAAAAAUUCUGAUUUAGGUACAUUUUAAAAGUUGCGUACACACUGGCCCACGAACGCCAACGAUUGUUGGCGCGGUGUAUACCCAGCUUUCGAUGAGUAAUUUGUACGUCUGUCUGAGAGUCGAGUCGUUUUUUUAUCAUUUUGUGUCGGGAUCUUGAUUCAGAAAUAUGCCAUCUUUAUGCUAAACAGACUUAUAGAUUUUAACUUGAAAGAUUUACUUGCAAAUGUUUAGAUUAGUCACUCCUUUAGUGAACAAUAAAGCAUUUACCUACUUACUCUUACUGGGUAACUCAUUGAAUAAGUGUUUUUUUUUUAUCAACAGAAUCUUUUAUUUCACACUCCACCAAAUGUAAUUUCUUAAUAGUAGAUAUUUAUAGAGAUUAUAUAAAAAAGUUUCCUUGAUUUCGUCAAGUUCCCAUCAUGAUCUUUACAUGUUGAAAUGAAUUGAUGUGGGAAUAUUUCGGGAGUUAAACAAAACAAAAAAGAAUCAUACAAAUAAUUCAUGAUAAGCUAAUCGCGUAGCAAACAAGUAAGUCUAAGAUAAACUUUUUUUUAAACUAUUUAUUAAAAGUUUAUUAUGUAUGUAUAUUUUUAUAUAAUAUAAACGUAUUUAAAAAAAUUUUCUGUGUGGUAAAAGUAAAGUAAGUAUGCAUUACGAAUUUGUGUGGUAUAUUUAUGGAUGUUUCUGAAUCAAUUUGUUGGUUGUGUGACGUGUUAAACAUUGAUUAAAUUUAUACACUGA